Lachancea fermentati is the source of this 4020-nucleotide messenger RNA. NCBI's taxonomy places the organism in Eukaryota, Fungi, Ascomycota, Saccharomycetes, Saccharomycetales, Saccharomycetaceae. The record is from the annotation of a GenBank genome assembly.
UUCACCAGCACCUUCUCUACUGAUUUCAUCACCUCAACUGGAGAGGAUGGCAAGGAAACCAUCGAAACGAUCUAUUACGUAGAGACGCCAAUCGUGGAUGUAACUUCGGGUACAACGAUUCCAUGGACGGGCUCUUUCACCAGCACCUUCUCUACUGAUUUCAUCACCUCAACUGGAGCGGACGGCAAGGAGACAGUUGACACUGUUUACUACGUCGAGACCCCAAUUGUGGAUGUCACAUCUGCCACCACGAUUCCAUGGACGGGCUCUUUCACUAGCACUUUCUCUAUUGAUUUAGUCACGUCGACCGGCGAUGAUGGAAAAGAAACCGUUGAAACGAUUUUCUACGUUGAAACUCCAUCUCCUAGUUUGUCUUCUAGGAACAUUUCGUUAUCAUCCGGGUCAACGUUAAGUCUCUUGAGUAAUAGUAGUUCACCUACUAUGACCACGAGCUCCCUGUUCGCUUUUAACUCGAGUGUUUCAAAUUCAUACCCGGUUUCUGAAUUGAAUAAAACAGAUGCAGGGUUUACUACGCUUGCUCCAGGUGGGAUAACUACAGUGAUACCCGCUUCUUCUCCGACUUUAUCGCUGUCUUCCAUAACCGAUAAUGGGCACGCAUCAUCUAAUUUCUCAAGUGGGUCAUGGUCUAUGACUUCCAGCAUUUCAGGAUUGGCUUCUUCUCAAGGUUCAAACUCGACACUCAUUUUGUCGACAUCUCCUGACUCGUCCUCAAAUAGCUCAUUUGUGUCACAAUUUAGUUCCGUCAACUUUUCAAUGACAACUGAACCAUCUACAUCCACUGGAACUGUCAGUGAAUUGACUGCUACCGAAAGCAAUGGAAAUACCUCCAUGAGCAAUCAAGCGUCCGGAACUACAAACGGAACGUCUACUCUUUUCAAUGCUACGGAAUCAUCAGUGUAUAAUAGUGCCACUGGUGUGACUAAUUCUAUUGCAAUAACCACGAAUUCGAGCGGUUUUACAACGUCAUAUUCAGGACAGCACUCAAGUUUAGCGGGAAGUUCCGUGGAGUCAAACAAUACAGCUUUCAAUAGCUCAGUACCAUCAUCUACUACUGAUAGCGGAUUUGCAACAAGUAACAUUUCUGAAUCAAUCUCAAGUACCACUUUGCCCUCCGACUUCAACAGUACCGAGUUUAUAGCAAGCUCGACAACAUUAAUGAGUCAGGCUAUUACGUCAAUGGGGUCAAGUUUCACUGCGAACAGCACUAUCCCUGAUUCUACAUAUACAAUCGAUCCCGUCACAUCGUCGGGGUCUAUCGUGACAUCCUCUGAACCGACUGAGUUUACCACGGUUGAUGCGGGUACAACUGUUAGCAGCCUAAGUCAAGGCUCAUCUGCGUCUUCCUCGUCCGAGUUACAGGGUGAUAGCAGCUUCGCCGCUACCACGGAUCCGACCUAUUCAGUUGACCCAGCGACUUCUUCUGGGUCUGCAGGACUGCCUUCGGGCCAGACAAGCUUCACAACAUCCGAUGCUAGCGGAGGUGUUAUUAGUAGUACAAUCGAAUCCACCGAUCUAUCAUUAUCCUCGACUUUUGGUGAUGACGUCACUCAGAGCUCAGAACAAACCAUUUCAGGCAGUACCGCAGCUGCAAGUACUGAUAGUUCAACCAUAGCAAGCACCAGUGAAGGUUAUGCUGGUAAUUUACCUAGUCAAACGCCUGGUACUGAUUAUCAAUCAUCGAACAGUUUAUACUCCGACUUGUUCCCGUCUUCUGGUAGUCAAUCAACUGGCAAAGAUAGUUCGAUAGAGCCAACAACCAGUAAGCCUGGCUUCACCACGGUUGCACCAGGACAAUUCACGACAAUCUUUAGCUCGGCGGCUUCAUAUUCCUCAGACCUUUCGGCACAAACAACACCUCCAUCCUAUGCCCGUGAUGACAGCUCAUCAAGUAUUUCAUCCACAGCUACUAGCACCGAUCAGGAGUCGUAUUCAUCCGAUGUAAUAAUUACGUCCGUAUCUGUCAGCGAACUUGACCCUCCAUUUCCCUCAAGCAGUGGAGAACCCAAUGAUGUGAUAACGCAAGAUUCUUUUUCGUCUAUGGGUGAAUCGUAUUGGACAACUGUAUCAUGGACAGGUUCUUUCACCAGCACUUUCUCCACUGAGGUUCUCACAUUCACUGAGCCUGACGGCAGUGAAUCAGACAAAACAAUUUAUUACGUCGAGACCCCAAGUCCAGUGCCGUCUUCGUCGCUCACUAAUACUGAUUAUUCAGAUAGCCUUACCUUCACAUCCUCGUUCUCAAGUCAAAGCAGUUACAACCCAACUGCACCCUACUUCUCCAAUGGCACUUCCAGUGAUUCGACCCAAAGUUAUGUUCUCACCUCCUCUACUCUCUCGAAUUCAAUUUCUUCCUCUGAUCAAGAAUACUCAUCUCAAACCCUAGAUGUAAUAUCCACAUCUUCAACAGGCAUCUCAUCAGGUGAAUCAAUGAUGACAUCAAACAAUGAUCAAAGUACUCUUUCUGUGAAUCCAAGCUCUUUGUCGAAUACGCAAAUAAUGCAAUCUUCAGAAAUCACUUCGUCUCCUCACUCAUUAGGGCCCGGUAUCACUGCUGACUUGACCAAAAGUGAUCCGAGCAGUAAAGACAUUAGUUCCACAGGUUCUUUUGCUAGUGUUUCCUUUACCUCGCUAAUUGAUCAAUCCUCAGGAAUAUGGGCUAGUGAAACCCCGUCUUUGACGUCAGCCUCAUCGAUAAGCACUACUGUUUCCCAGCUCUGUGUUGUAGCAAACAACAACGAGGUAACACAAACUGUCAAGAGCUAUGUACCUGUUUACAACACAGACGGCAGUAUCAUAUCAUGGAGUUACGCUGACACAAGUGUUGUGUACACACAAACAUCCUGUGUGAGCUAUAGUGAGGUUACUUUGACCAGUUUGACCAAUAGUGAUACUCGUGGUUUCCCCGACGUAAUUUUCACGACAACUAUUAAUAUCACGAAUGUACACACUUCGACGGUUUAUGUCACUCAAACUUCAACGGAUACUCAGACGUAUUAUAUUACCAAUGGUUUCACGUACACGGUUGUUAAUGACACGGCUGCUAUAUCUGAUUCUUCUACUUUAUAUGCAACGACCGUGGACAGUAAAAGUAUCACAAUCCCACUACCUACUAUUGCUCCAGUAACUUCCACGUCCACAACUUCGGUAGCUGUAAGCUCAUAUCCAUCCGAUGCAAGUUCUAUUCUCAGUACCGAAGCAACCAUCUCAAGUUCUAUUGCCAUAUCAAAAACUGCGGACUCCAUGAAAUCUAACAGUGAGGACCUGGCGUCAAGUAAAACGAUAAGUGGUACACAAUCUGAAAACUCGUCCAGUGGAACUUUACCGAUUGCGCCAUCUAGCACUGCGCUUUCGGCUCAGGCACAUAGCAGUGAUUCAUUAACUGGCAAAGAGUUUUCUAGCACUCUUCCAUUCGAAUCUGACCCUGAAAGCUCUCAAGAGAGUAUGGCUUCUACUCCGUCGACUACCAGAGCUUCAAUCAUUACUACUAGCUCACCUUUGCUAAAUGAUGAUGGAGUCACCACUGGUUAUUCGACUUAUCUGUUAUCAACUGGAGAUAGUACGUCUGCAUCCACCAUUUUCAGCUCGGAAAUUCCCACUAAAACGUCAUUCGUUGCAUCGACUGUAGAAAUACCGUUGACUGAUAGUGACGGGUCAACGACUUCUAUAUCUACACAAAGCGUCGCUCUAUUUAACACCACAGAGGCUUUGAUAGGACCCGAUGGCUCUACAAGUAGCUAUACUACUUAUGUGACAAGCCUACCGCUGAUCACAUCUCAUCUCUCCACGUCAGUUCCCCUUUUGGACUCUCAAGGUUCAACUACAAGUUGGUCUUCUACAACCAUACCUGCUGUAGGAUUGCAGGACGGCAAUGGAUCUUUCAGUACUAUUGUACCGAUUCAAAUAAACACCGGGGCUGCAGCAAGUUACCAACCACUAGGUGGUUAUACUAGAGGCUUUUUCGUUUCAUUGUUUGCUAUUGUUCUUUCAACUGUAUUAUGA